CAUAAACAUGCAGUGCUCCAUAGCAUACGGUUGGGCAAUUCUUUACCUCGGCUGUUUAAUUGCAGUUGAAUCUAAAGGGAAGAAACCCAGUGGUGGAGGUGGCCAGGGUACUGGACAAGUCAUUAAAGAUGAAUUUGGGAACCUUGAAGAAGCAAUGCAACUCCUGAUCGAAAAACUGAAAACAGAUCUGAAAGAAGAUUCUGCAAGUAUAAGAGAUGAGGUCUCAAAUCUGAGGGAUGACGUGUCCAAUCUAAGAGAUGGUGUGUCCACUCUGCAAGAUGAUUUAUCCACUUUACGAGAUGGCGAAUCUGGUAAUAUUGCUAGUAUAAGAGAAGAGUUGUUAAAUCUAAGAAUGGGGGAAUCUGAUGUUCGUGAUAAUCUGGUGGAAUUGAAAGAAUCGAUGGUAGAAAUAAAGAAACAGUUGAGCGAAUUGUCAAAUGACAACACCGAGAAAGAUGACACUGGCGACAUUAAGACAAAUGUACCACUGCUUGACUCAGAAGUUUGCAACAAGUCCUCCACAAUGUUUCAAGAAAUUAAAGAUCAGUUGAAAGGCUGCCAAAAAAAUGAGUUAACAACCGAAAGUCGUUUUAAUGUUCCCGCCAGUUCUGAAGUUUGUAACAAAUCAUCAAGGAUGUUUGAAGCCAUUCAAGAACAACUAAAGAACUUUCGACGCCCGGAAACCACGGAGAAUAAUAAAGCAAAUGGAAAAUUCAACGAGUCCACAUCGGGGACAGAAUCGUUGAAGGAAGAUCUUGAAAUGAUGAUUCGGGAACAAAUGAAGAAACUAGUAGAGACGUGCAAGACAGGAUCAGAUGAUCAAACAUAUUCAGAACUGCCUAACAAUGUCACAUUUCCUGUCGGAGAAGAUUGCAACGGGCAUUCGGAUGGAGUCCAUGUAAUAACCACCAGGAGUGGUAAACGGUUUCUUGCAAGAUGUGAAAGUGGUUGGCUCAUACUUGCACAUCGUUACGAUGGGAGUGUAGACUUCAACCUUGGGUGGGCAGCUUACAAACUGGGAUUUGGUGAUAUCAUGAAAGAACACUUCAUAGGAAUGGACAACAUUGUGGCUGUGUUACAACAGAAGAGAUACAAGGCAAAGUUUGACCUGACAACAUGGGAGAAUGAGACACGAUACGCUGAAUAUAGAACAUUUGACAUUAAUGAUGAAAAGGACAAAUACCGGUUGAAUAUUGAUGGUUACAGUGGUACAGCAGGUGAUCCAAUGUUACAUGCAAAUCAUGACCAAUUCUCAACCAAGGAUUCUGAUAACGAUGUUGACAGUAGACAUUGCGCUGUGGUUUUUCAAGGGCCUUAUUGGUAUGGAAGUGGUUGUGAUGGUGCACUUGGAUCUGUUUUUGUUAGAAUAGGUGUGCUUGGAAUAUGUGUUCUUGAAAUAGGUGUGCUUGGAAUAUGUGUGCUUGAAAUAGGUGUGCUUGGAAUAUGUGUGCUUGAAAUAGGUGUGCUUGGAAUAUGUGUGCUUGAAAUAGGCGUGCUUGGAAUAUGUGUGCUUGAAAUAGGUGUGCUUGGAAUGUGUUCUUGA
Messenger RNA from Owenia fusiformis, 1543 nucleotides. Lineage: Eukaryota; Metazoa; Annelida; Polychaeta; Sabellida; Oweniidae. The record is from the annotation of a GenBank genome assembly.